AUGUGAGUGAGGAAGGAACCGGUGGAAACAGGCACGCACACUGUUUGUUGCGUCUGGUCGCGAUACGUGAUAUUUCGGGCUUCCUCGACUUUGGUUUGCAAUUUGAACUUUCUCUUUCACAAGUGUGCGAGCCGGGGCAGGCAGACACAAACAAACAGACAGACAGACAGACAGCUGCUGAACACAUCGGCUGCCUCCAGCCCCAAUCCACCGGGUGUGCCUCCGAGCUGGGCUUAUUUGGAAUUAGUGCUUCUCUCUAUUCCGUGAGAGAGAGAGAGAGAGAGAGAUAGCAACUUUACCUCCGUUGCUGAAGACACUAUCCUGAGUCAGACAGCCGCCGAGAUCAUGAUCGCCGGCCUGCGGUCAUUGAAAUCCCUGGCGUGAAGAGGGUGUAAAACGGGCGGAUGAACCCACUUGUGUGCAUCUUCGCCUUAACUUUCACCAGGCUGUCGCUUAUGCAGUUCGCUCUAUUCACACAGAGAAGGCAAGUGAAACGAGUUUGUUUCUACUGUUACCUCCAUCUGAGUCUGGACUGCCAUAUUUUCACAUUCAUAAACACUGAGACUGGGAUUUCUCUGCUCUUAUUAUGCAAUUUUGCUGCAUGUCUACCAAAAGCAGAUGCUGAUCACAAUUAUAAUGCAAGCAAACCAAAGAAUUCAGCAGUGUUAAGUGAAAUGCUCAAUAUAGUGGGAGCAAUACAAAAAGAAGUGAAGGAAAGACAUAAAGAAGGUCUGUUCCCUCCUAAAGAUAUACCUGAAUUACAAUUAUACACUCCUGAAGAUGUACCUAAUGACUGUUUCGAAACUGCUUUGAUGUGCUUCAUCCAAGAACUGAACGUUUUGCAGUUUGAGUUUGUGCUCAAGUCUUAUGAAUUAAAAGACAAGAAUAAAAUGAAUAGAAAUGCAAAAACAUUUUCUAAAUUUAAUGGGCAGAAGAACUGCAAAAUCUGUGAAACAUUCCAAGAAAAAAAUGCAACACAUUUUCUAGAGGCUUUUCAAAAACAUCUCCAAAAAGGGUAUAAACAAAGAUAGAUCAUGUUGUACGAUCCUCUGAGUGAGGGACACAAUGUUUAUGCUCUCUUCCACUUCUUCCCAUGGAGUCAAUCAGCAGUGUUUUCUGUUGUCGAUGGCCUUUCACUGUAUCAAUACAGGGUCAAAAUCAGGAGGCUGGUCAACUGUACUGGAUAUUGUACUGGACAGCACAUCCAUUCAAUUGCAGAAGACUCAUUGUGGGCUAAUAAAAAGUAAAUUUCAGACAGAUUUAGCUGCAGGAGCAUGAGGCGGAGGUAGGAACACUAAGUAACAUCGACAAUGCUCCCAUUUAAUCUGUACAGAUAUACAACUUCCUGAAAAUUACCAUAAACGCCUUCUCCUGUAAUAAAUAGUGCAAGUGUGUGACCAUACACUGAAAAAGAUAAAACCUGGUACAAAAACUAAAUCCUGAAGAAAAUAUUGGAAGUGGAGAAUUAGGAUUAGAAUAAUACAAAUGGAAUGUUUCCAUAAUUUAGGUUGGGACAUAUAAGAAGCUCCUGCUCAUGAGAAGUAAUGCUCUGACUCACUGUUUCAUGGAAAUACUAGUCACUUCCUAGCUAUACUGUAGAAAAUGUCAUACCCUGUCUUUUCUGGGAACCUCUGUUGCUAGAUACUUAAAAAAAACAUUUCCCUUCUCACAAAACAUGCAUAGAUACAACAUGAAGAAGAAUGAGAGUAUCAGCUACAAUCACUGAUUGAGUGGAGUGGAUUUCUUGUCUUUCUUCCUCAUUUGAUGUUAUUCAGUGGGUUUAAAGCUUGAAAGGGGUCAUUUAGCUCAUUUGAGUGGAUGGCUGUUUUGUGAUGCCAACCGCAUGGGUUCAAUUCCCACAGUGGCUGAGUUACCCAUGAAAGAUUCUGCUUUUCAACCUUACCCUUCACUUGUAGCAUGGUGACCCUCUAGUUGAACCACCACCAGUUGUGUCUCUCUGUAAUGUGGGAGCAGCACUGUGCUCUGGUAAAAUUAUCUUUUAGUGGUUGCUUUAAAAGAAUAGACCUGUCAACCCAGUAUAAAUACUUAACUGUCAAUGUGGUAGUUGUAAAGAAUUAGCCUGACAGGGUUUCUUGAGUUUUUUCCAAAGUAAGAGGUCAAGUUUAUUCAUUUAAAACUCACCUUGGGGUAAAACUAUUAAACAAUGAAGACAAUCCCAAAGUGCAACACAAACACUUAAAACCCAUGGACACAGUCACAGAUUGAAAGCAAUAGCAGGUGAAACUAAAGGUAUGUAAAUCAUCCUGUCUCUCAGAUGGAACUGCAAGUCACACACAAUAACAUAGCAAGGCUUCAACUCUAUCUUCAAUGCCAAGUCAAUUGCACAAUAACAUUACAAAAUGGUUGCCACUGCAUGCCGAAUGGGCAGAAUAAAUUACUAUAUCUCUUUGGGGUGGAGUAAAAUUGUUUGUAUCUGAGGCCAUGUAUUUGGUACUGCCAGCCACCUGGUAUCAAAUUAUGCUUCUUGGCAGGUCAUUGUCCAAGAAUGUACAUUGCAAAUGAUGGUCUCAAGCAAUCAUGAUCAUUACAGUGUUAGACUGGGGUGGAUGAGUCAGAUAUCACAUGACACCAGGUUCUAGUACAGCAGGUUAAUUUGAAACCACAAGCUUUCACAGCACUGCUCCUUCAUCAGGUAAAGUGGAGAAAAGCACACAAGCACAGAAUUUAC
Messenger RNA from Chiloscyllium plagiosum (whitespotted bambooshark), 2689 nucleotides. Its product is annotated as interleukin-15-like. Gene Ontology annotation, cellular component: extracellular region. Gene Ontology annotation, biological process: positive regulation of cytokine production; neutrophil activation; positive regulation of immune response. Lineage: Eukaryota; Metazoa; Chordata; Chondrichthyes; Orectolobiformes; Hemiscylliidae. The record is from RefSeq and is a predicted model, not a curated record. Gene Ontology annotation, molecular function: cytokine activity; cytokine receptor binding.